AUACGCGCACAUUGCGAGCGCUCACGAUCACCCAAAUUGGCAAAAUGGCGGAAUUUGAUCUGACUGCGAAGAUUGGCCAAUAUUUGGAUAGACAUCUUGUUUUUCCAUUGUUGGAGUUUUUAUCGGUUCAAGAAAUAUACGAUGAGAAGGACAUGCUGCAAGGCAAGCUGGAUCUCCUCAGCAACACAAACAUGGUUGAUUUUGCCAUGGACGUGUACAAAACCCUCAAUGAAGAUCAAGAGGUUCCACAAACUUUGAAAGAGAAGCGUGCCGAUGUGGUGAACCAGCUGAAGCGACUCCAGCAGGACACCGAGCCCAUCAUCAAGAUCUUUGAGAAUGCGGAUGUACGAGAACACAUCCAGUCCGCCAGAGACAGCAGGCAACUCUUUGAAUACCUCGAGAAGAACCAUGGGUUUAAACAUGACAAUUUGAGCCUUCUGUACGACUAUGCUAAGUUCCAGUACGAUUGUGGCAACUAUUCAGGAGCCUCGGAAUACCUCUACUUCCACAGGACACUGGUCCCACCCUCCGAUCCUAAGUCUACUAGUUCUCUAUGGGGCAAGCUAGCCUCGGAAAUUCUCAUGCAGAACUGGGAAGGGGCACUAGAAGAUCUCAACAAGCUACAAGAGGUCAUCGACCCUGUAGAUAAAAUGGACUCGCACUUCAUCACACCGUUGCAGUCCCUACAGCAGAGGACGUGGUUGAUUCAUUGGAGUCUCUUCGUAUACUUCAACCAUCCUGAAGGGAGGGAUCUAAUCAUUGACAAGUUCCUCUACCAACCAGCAUACCUGAACGCAAUCCAGACCAUGUGUCCUCACAUCCUGCGUUACCUGACAACGGCUGUCAUCACCAACAAGAGCAGGAGGAGAUCGGUACUCAAAGAUCUAGUCAGAGUUAUACAACAGGAAUCCUACACAUACCGAGAUCCCAUCACAGAGUUUGUAGAAUGCCUCUAUGUUAACUUUGACUUUGAUGGAGCACAGCAGAAGCUCAGGGAAUGUGAAAAGGUGCUUGUCAACGACUUCUUCUUGGUCGCCUGUCUUCAAGACUUCAUCGAGAAUGCUAGACUCUUCAUCUUUGAGACAUUCUGUCGCAUCCACAAUUGCAUCAGCAUCAACAUGCUUGCGGAAAAGCUGAACAUGCUUCCGGAUGAAGCAGAGAGGUGGAUCGUCAACUUAAUCAGGAAUGCAAGGCUAGAUGCCAAGCUUGACUCAAAAUUGGGUCACGUCGUCAUGGGAACCCAGAGUGUAUCGCCAUACCAACAGGUGAUUGAGAAGACCAAGAACCUGAUCCAUAGAAACCAGCUCCUAGCUGUCAGUUUAGAGAAGAAAGAGAACCAGCUCAAACAGCUAUCCAACGCACAACAGAACCCAGAAGUAAAACCUUGGGCCCCGGAGAACUACUGAGGGCACUAUCACCCACCAACCGUCUAGAGCAGAGAUCACAUAAUUUAUUUAUCCCCAUCUAUGUUACGUCAGGAUCGUAGCAUAAGUUUAGUCAAAAUUAUGAAGAUUCAAAGUUUCUCUCACUUUGUCUUCACUUCUCUGGUAUUAGGUAUUGUAAUUGAUAUUUUCAUGAUGGAAUGUGUGUAGGGGAGAUCUGGUUGAGUUAAGCAAAUUAUUUGUAUUCAAUUCCGAUCCCUACAUUUUUUUCGUAUACAACACUGUAGCACCUUUUCCUUGUACAGUCAAACCUGCUUUAGUGACCACCUGUCUACAAAGACCACCUGUCUACAAAGACCACCUGUCUACAAAG
Strongylocentrotus purpuratus (purple sea urchin) is the source of this 1755-nucleotide messenger RNA. RefSeq names its product eukaryotic translation initiation factor 3 subunit E (gene eif3e). Gene Ontology annotation, biological process: translational initiation. The transcript is spliced from 13 exons. Bases 45 to 1406 code for a protein of 453 amino acids. The record is from RefSeq and is a predicted model, not a curated record. Gene Ontology annotation, molecular function: translation initiation factor activity. Gene Ontology annotation, cellular component: nucleus; eukaryotic translation initiation factor 3 complex; cytoplasm. Lineage: Eukaryota; Metazoa; Echinodermata; Echinoidea; Camarodonta; Strongylocentrotidae.